GAAAAUUCAAAUCCUUAAUUCAACUCUCAACCCUAAUGGAGGACACUAAAAAAUUAUACCGCUCACUCUCCACCGCAACAACAACAACAACCACCACCACCACCACCGCUGAAGAUCCAAUUCUGAAAGACACAACCAAUCUCUGUCAAACCCUAUUCAACCAACUCUACACCAAGUUCCUUGAAUUCUUCUCCCUUCUCCCUCUUCACAAUCAUGAGCCUGAUGAUGAAACUAUGUCCCUUCCGUCUCCGGAUUCACGGCUUUGGCCACUUGUUCAACAUCUUUCUCUCAUUCUUCGCUGCUCUCUAGUUGUUCUCACACUUCCCUAUCCCGAUCAGGCAUUUCUCAUCAAUAAAAUCCACCGCAUUUUUCGCAUCCUCAACUCCUUCACCUCCGUCACUGGAACCACUUUCUUGCUCUUUCACAACUUUCUCUCUGAUCUUGACAUCAAACUAUCUCAUUCUUGCCGUCCUUUUCUUUGUGCCGUGCUUGAGGUAUUUGCUGAUGAACUUUUAAGACAUCAAUCAUUGAGAAGGUAUCUUAUGAGGGCUGAUACAACAUAUUCGAACUGUGAAAAGAUGUUUGUCUGCCGAUCCACCGAUGAUGAUAUUGUCUGUGUCCUGGAGGUGAUAUCUGCACAUUUUAUUCUGUCAGUUUCUAAUGAGAAAGCAUUUGAGAAUUUCAUCAGCAGAUUAUGUUUACAUUGUGAUGAAGAUGUUAGAUUUCCUGAACUUGGACUUGGACCUGCCAUGGCAUUGCUGCUUGACCCUGUCGUGUAUUCUGCACCAAAGAUGUUCCAGGCACAUGUGCUUUCAUUGGUUUCUGAAGCCAUUGAGUCUGGCUUAUCUUCAGAGAAUUUGGAUCCAGAUUUGGGCUUCUACUUGAUGGCAUUUCAAAAAUCUGCGAGCUUGUACUCUAUGCACGUGUCUUGCUUACAAAUGGAUAGUUUUAACAUCGAAUUGAGUUCUGCCUAUAAUGGAUCCCUGUUUGAGAGAGGUCAUCCAACUUUUGAAUCUUAUAUCCAAGGAAGAACAAGUAACAAAUUAAAUCAAGUUUUAUCUCAAUCAAAAAAUUCAUUGGACUCUUAUCAGUGCAAAAUCUCAUCCAAAACAAAAGCUGAUCUUUUGGCCGAGUACAUCGAAUACAUGAAAGCAAGGCAGUGCAUAUUUGCUGAUUCAUGCCACAAUAAGGCUGCCUCAAUCUUAGAUUACAUAAUCAAUCAAACUUUCUCUCAAGAUGCAGCUGGAGAUGAUGUAAAGCAAAAUACUAGUGCUGAAGAUAUUUCUCUUCUUGCAUCCAUAUUGAAGUUAAUGAGUGUUUUGCUGUUAAAAACAAUUAAAUGUCUAAGUAACAGCGGUGAUUCAGUUUGUCUGAAAACCAUGGGAAGUUCCUCCGUGCGUGAUGACUAUGAUUUCUUGAUCAGCAUCAUCGAGCCUUUUCAAGAACUUAAAUUUUGUUUACCCAUUCAGACUUCAUUCUAUGAUAUGAUGAAAAUUCAGCAAUCAAAUUACAAAGUCUCCAAGUCAAUGCUUGUGUACUUUUCAGGCUUGCUAUCUUUAAGUUUUUACAAUGGUUAUGAUGUGUUAGCAAAGGGGUGUAUCUCUGUAAUCAUGGCACUGAUGUCUAUGUUUAUUUUUGAAGAGGGGGAUUUAGUUGAUUUAGGCUCAUCCAGGAGCCUGUCAUUGAAAUCCUGCACAUCAGAAGUUUCGUUGUAUAAGAGUCAAGAGGGGCCUGGAAAUAAACAAAGUAUCUAUAAAGUUGCAGCAGAGUUUCAUAGAAUUCGAACAUGUAAUUUAAGAAUGGAUUCCAUAGUAGCGGAUGGAUCUGAGGAGACCUGUAAAGGGAAAGCGUAUCUUGAUUGCACAUUAACCAAAAGAGAAGCCGAUUAUGAUGAACUUGCAGACUUCAUUGUGUGUAAGAAGGGGAAAGAUUAUUCCAGCUGGUUGAAUAACCGCCUAAAAUUCAGACAACAGAAGUAUCAGAAAGUAAUAGGCUCAAAGGAGUUUAAGAAGGAAAGAGUGUGGAAGUCUUUGAGACUCAGAAAAUUGGUAAGUUAUUUUGAAGCGAAUGUGAUAUGAUUGAUGGGUCUGAUUCACGAUCAGUCCCAUGUAUACAUAGAAGUUAACAUAUAACCAUUUGGGUUGGUAGAAUGUAGAUUCCAUUGUAAAGGAAGAUAUUUCCCUUUCUAGCUUCAUAGAGAAGUACAGAACGUAGCACUAAUUCUUCCACUGUAUAGGAGAAGUGUAGUAGAGGAUGACAGAAUAUAUUUUAACUUAACUUUGCAUGUAAACCCAUAAAUAUGGGGAGAAAGUGGCAGCAUAUAUAUAUUUGAAACGAAAAGCUUAUGAUCUCAA
Molecule: messenger RNA, 2354 nt
Organism: Trifolium pratense (red clover)
Lineage: Eukaryota; Viridiplantae; Streptophyta; Magnoliopsida; Fabales; Fabaceae
Exons: 4
Coding region: 36-2078 (680 amino acids)
Source: RefSeq, a predicted model, not a curated record